Molecule: messenger RNA, 5241 nt
Organism: Corythoichthys intestinalis (scribbled pipefish)
Lineage: Eukaryota; Metazoa; Chordata; Actinopteri; Syngnathiformes; Syngnathidae
Gene: inpp5ja
Product: phosphatidylinositol 4,5-bisphosphate 5-phosphatase A
Exons: 13
Coding region: 252-2315 (687 amino acids)
Biological process (GO): phosphatidylinositol dephosphorylation; negative regulation of peptidyl-serine phosphorylation
Cellular component (GO): ruffle; cytoplasm; plasma membrane
Molecular function (GO): phosphatidylinositol-4,5-bisphosphate 5-phosphatase activity; phosphatidylinositol-3,4,5-trisphosphate 5-phosphatase activity
Source: RefSeq, a predicted model, not a curated record
GGUAGAGCGAGGCAGGGAGGUUGACGUGCAGGAUGCUGUGUCCAGCUGCACGGUGCAACAUUAAGUCGGAUCAGCGCCAAUCCUCUCCCUCAGCAUCAUUAUCAUCAUCAGUCAACAUGCGUGAAGUCACUUGAGCGUCUCCUGUCCGGUGGCCGGUGUUCCUCCAGCAACUCGAUCUCUUCGCUCCUCCCUUAAGGAAUUUAUGAGCUUUGCUCAGUGCUUCACCUUGCAGCAGAACACAUUAAAGGCUAAUGGAUUCCACGCGUCAGAAACCACCCAAAUUGCAACCUGGACCACAUGACCCAAAACCGGGUCCACUUCGUGCACUACCUGUCAGCUCAUCUGAGCUGGACUACCAAGCAAUCAAGUCCGGGUCAGCACCGGUGACGCUGGUCGGAAUAAGCCGACCGAGACCCACUGCCCUCAGGACUAAAUCCGCUACCAAGAAUGUAGAUUUGAUCCCGGCUUGCAUCCCGGGACCGCAUAGCGCCAACGUCUCGCCUCGGUCCCCGUCUGAGUCCGUGGUGUCUCCUCACAGUCCUCAGGCAUCCCUGAACCCAAACUCUAGUCUGAGUCCCUCACCGCCUGCCAAUACGACACGAGCCAAGGAUGAUAGCAGUGACUUCAGGGUCCACAUCGCCACAUGGAACGUGGGCUCGGCCGUCCCGCCGGAUGACAUCAGCGCGGUGUUCGGACACGACGUGUCAGAUGGGACCGUCGACAUGUUUGUCAUCGGGCUCCAGGAGGUGAACUCCAUGAUCAACAAACGACUGAAGGAUGCUCUUUUCUCAGACCAGUGGAGCGAGCUCUGUAUGGACACGCUCAGUCCCUUCGGAUACGUUCUGGUGGCAUCCCAGCGGAUGCAAGGUGUGCUGCUGCUAGUCUUCUCCAAAUUUGUCCAUCUUCCGUUCCUCCGUGGCGUGCAGACACAGAGCACUCGCACAGGACUCGGCGGGUGUUGGGGCAACAAAGGCGGCGUGAGUGCCAGGAUGACCGUGUUUGGACACCCCGUGUGCUUCCUCAAUUGCCAUCUGCCUGCUCACAUGAGGAACCUGGAGCAGCGGAUGGAGGACUUUGAGAGCAUCCUGCAGCAGCAGCAGUUUGAAGGAGGGGCUGCCACUGGGGUGCUGGAUCACGACGUCGUCUUUUGGUUUGGAGAUUUGAACUUUCGAAUUGAAGAUUAUGAUAUCCAUGUGGUGAAAUGCGCCAUUGAUAGCAAUAAGCUGCCUCUGCUGUGGGAGAGAGAUCAGCUCAACCUGGCUAAAAGCACAGAAUCCAUCCUGGAAGGCUUCACGGAGGGUCCGCUCAAAUUCCCGCCCACGUAUAAGUUUGAUGUGGGCACCCACACCUAUGACACAAGCGCGAAAAAGAGGAAGCCCGCGUGGACCGAUCGCAUCCUGUGGCGCCUCCGUCGCACCGGCUCCCCUGUUCCUACCCACAACGCGGCACUUCAGAGGGGCCUGACCUCAUGGCUGGGUGGCGCAACCAAAGUGACGCAGCACGAAUACAAAAGCCACAUGGGCUUCACCAUCAGUGACCACAAGCCUGUGUCGGCCCUGUUUUCCCUGCAUUUUCCCUUCAGGGUUGACAUGCCUUUGGUGGAGCUGCAGGCCAACAAGGAAUGGCUGAAAGUCUCCGAUGCAACAGUAAAGUUCACGUUUGCUUCCAAUUAUCAUCGCAGCUCAUGGGAUUGGGUAGCCAUAUACAAGGUGGGAUUUAGGCACCAUAAAGAUUACCAAGCAUAUGUGUGGGCCAAAGGGGAGCACGCUGGGCAGGUGUCAUUUUCAGAGGAGGACUUACCAAGAGAUGAUUGUGAAUACAUCCUGGGUUUCUACAGUAAUAAUAUGAACAGUAUUGUUGGAUUGUCAACAAACAUUCAGAUUAAGCUUCCGAUCCACAGCCCGUCGGCACACCGUUCCGACAGCUCCGAGGUGAGCUCGGAAGACGACAGCACCGUGGUCCUGUUAGCGCCCAACUCCCGCAGCCCCAGCCCGAAACCUAUUAAGCAUCAUCACUGCCGUCGCAGCCGCAGCCCCGCCGUGGCGUCCAACUCCCUCCCGUCCCUGCAAGGGCUCAGCUUGUGCCCCCUUCCCAAAGAGACGGGCAGCCGCUCACCCGGCUGUAAAAAAGAACGACUGUUCUCCACCGGCUCGCAGUCGUCUCCGGCCAUCAGCCCGCUCAGUCCCCGGAGCCCCGUGUCCCCGGGCGGAGGGGUUACGGCACCGGAAGCCCUGAUCGUUGCCAUUUUAGGGGAGCACAGGCCUGCUCAGGUUAGCCCCACGGGGCUCAAACAUCUCGGAAGCAACACUUCAUAGAGGAGAUGGACAGUAAUGUAGUAUGUGUGCGAAAUCACUCGAUCCGGGACUUACAUCGCAAUAAUAACUGCUUUUAUAGCACCAUCCGCUCCAGUGUGUAGAAACACACGCAACGAAUGUGAGGCCAGUAGACAGUCGAAAUAUGGAUCGGUUGUAUCGAUUGAUUGGAGAUAGUUUGUGUGUCUAUUGUUUUCAGCCAAGUAUAAAACAUUCGGGAUUAGGUUCUUAGUAGCUGGGUCAUUCCAAAAUUGGAGGACAUUUUCACGGGUCAGUACAGUGGACAGCUAGUCACAAGUCUUUCUUCUGCAAAAACAUCACAACACUGACGGGAAAUACAAGAGAAGUUAAGCAAUUUGAUUUAUUUAUUUUUAAUCUUUAAAAAUCCGAUUUUGCAGUUUAAUGAUCAAAGAAAUGAAUCAAAUCAUUUCAAGAGGUUUAUUUUAGGGCUGUCAAAUUUAUCGCGUUAACGGGCGGUAAUGAAUUUUUUCAAUUAACCACGUUAAAAUAUUUAACACAUUUAACGCAUGCUGUUUUCCGAAAUUUCCAGGUUCGCUGUGAGUCAGCAAAAGGCACACUUUUGCGAAAUAUACGAUGUUUAUUGAUUAGAAAAUGAAGGAUAAAUGAGAUUUAUUGAUUACAAUCACACAAGAGCAAUCAAACACACAUCAAAACAAGAACAAGUGGUAACGAUGACGCUAGAUCUAGCUUGUCAAUCCCAGAAUCCCCGCACUACCGUUACAGCACAGCGAGAUGUUCCUUAGCAAUGAAAAUCGCUUAGCGUGACAAAUGAGCGGGGAGCCAAUGCUCCGGUAAAACGGCGGAGGAACAAAGCUGAGCGAUCCAUACGUGAUCCUCCAGCGGACUUCGCGGGUCGCCCGGAAAUGUCCGGUUCUUGUAGGAACGCGCCCCGUGGGGGCGGGGACGGCCAACCCCCGCCCCCAGAAGGCGCGCACCCCGCCCAAUGACAAAUAUUAAAGCUACUUUUGGUUCAGCCCCUUGAAAAAGGGCUUCUCACAUGGUAGCAAGCUGUGCUGUCCUGGCAACAGAUGUUCUGUCCCUGCGGUAAAUAUUAUGGGUGCAAAACAAGUUAUCUCGUGAGAUUCCCUCCUAACUAUGGAACCCAAGCGCUUACUAUGGUGCAAAACAAGUUAUCUCGUGAGAUUCCCUCCUAACUAUUGAACCCAAGGUGAAAAAUAAUAACAAGUUGUUACAAUCUAGGUCACAGAGGCAAUCAUACAUCACAAAGGCAUAAUGUGCUAAUGUUAAGGCAUAACAUAAUAUUUUCCCUCAUCACAUGCACGGAACGACCCACUCACGCAUUGCCGCAAACAGACUACAAUGGCGCCGUUUUACGUAUAUUGAGAGCUACGAGGCAGAGACAAACGAGUGGAGUGGAAUUAGGCAUUCUUUGGGGCCGUUCUAUUUAUUGGCAAAAGCUUUGGCAUCUCUUCCACAUCAAUUAUAACUAUUGUGGCGAGCUACGUGGAGAAGAAUGACAGGAGAUGAUCUUUUUCUUUUUCUUAACACCGUGUAUUGAAAGCAACACAGAGAAGAUAUACGAUUUGCAGCCACCACUGAUAGUCAUGGUUGCCCAACUUCCCCGUCAUGCAUUUGGGCAAACUAUAUUCAAAGUUUUCGUUUAGCUUAACAAAUACACUAGAUGGCAAUAUUUAGUCACAAUAUACAAACUAACAUUUAUCUUUUAAGAAUUACAAGUCUUUCUAUCCGUGGAUCCCUUUCACAGAAAGAAUGUUAAUAAUGUUAAUGCCAUCUUGUGGAUUUAUUGUUAUAAUAAACAAAUACAGUACUUAUGUACAGUAUGUUGAAUGUAUAUAUCCGUCUUGUCUAAUUUUUCCAUUCCAACAAUAAUUUACAGAAAAAUAUGGCAUAUUUUAGAGAUGGUUUGAAUUGCGAUUAAUUACGAUUAAUGAAUUUUUAAGUUGUGAUUAACUCGAUUAAAAAUUUUAAUCGUUUGACAGCACUAGUUUAUCUGUAAUAUUAUAGAUUUCUCUUCAAGAAUCCAAAGUCAAGUUAGCUAUUAUCAGGGUGAAAGUGGCUAGAAUUUCUUACCGGAACUCCCUGACAUGAAUGGAGCCAGAAUUUUUAUUUUUUUUUUCCUUUGGGGGGUCAUCAAAUCUGCUAAAACCACUGAAAUGCAGAUAAAAUAUAUAUACUGUAUAUAUUUUUGUAAAAGUUAACAAAAACAGCAGUAACCCCAAGCUCCAUCUCAUAAUUUUUAUUUUCCCUCAUUUCCUCACAUCUAAAUGCAAAACCUCAAUUUUAACUACUUAAGAACAUUGGAUGUACAUUAAAAUUGAAGCUAAUGUUUUUGUGCUUAAUCCUACUACAGGAUGACGCCAAUUCACUGUCUAAAAAAACUCAAUAUACAUAUUUUUAUAUGGUACUUCAUUCAUUGCAUGCCAUGGAUUGCGAUAGACGUCCAAUUAAUUCAAACCGGAAAGACUAGCUGUGGAUGCUCAUGUUUCAGCCAAUAUUUAAAUGAGUGAUCUGUUAGGCAACCAAAAAGUCAAUAUUUGUGCAUGAAAAGGUUAAUUGAUUUUUUUUUAAAAUGCUGUUUCUGAGGAAAUAGUCCUGAGACCAAAUCUAAAAAAAAAAUAAUAAGAGAAAAUAAUGCUUGAAAUAACCUUAAACAUACCAAAAAAAAGUUCUCUUGUACCCUCUCUUCCUCCGAAGAAUCUACAUUUGUUUAAAUAAACUUAAUACAGUGUAUCACAAAAGUGAGUACACCCCUUGCAUUUCUGGAGAUAUUUAACUAUAUCUUUUCAUGGGACAACACUGACAAAAUGACACUUUGACACAAUGAAAAGAAGUCUGUGUGCAGCUUAUAUUAUAGAGUUAAUUUUCCCACUCAAAAUAACUCAAAAUAUAGCCAUUAAUAUACAGUGCCUUGCAAAAGUAUUCGGCC